CAAACAAUGGAAAUGGAAUAUGAUACGGUUAUAGCUUAAUGACCUUAGGUUAACCUCACACGCGUGUGUAUACAUGUGAAUGUACAUGAUGUAAAGUGGGAUCCUACUGAUUAAGGGUUAUUCCCCACAGAAAGAGUCAUAAAAUUUACCGAAAACAACUGUUAUCGCUUGUAAAUGUUUAUCAUUACUAUUUAUACACAUGGUUUUAUGGAAAACCUUCGAGACGGUGGAUUCCAUUUCAAAACCGAAAGUAGAAAUUCGAUAUUUCGUUGAAUAACAUAUUUGAAAUUUUUUGAAGCCGAUUAUCGUUUCACAAAUACCCAUUAUCGAAAAACGUCAAAAAUGGGAGCACACUUUGCAAAAAUCGAUCAAACGUUUCUCACGGCAUGUCAGAGUCAAUUAUGUCAACUAGAUGAAUUGUUGCUUGGUCACGUUCUUUCUGUCGAUGCGCUGCAAGAUACAUUUUCCCAACUUCUACACCAACUAAACGAACUUAACACAGAGAGUAAUGAUGGAAAUCACUUGCAUUCAAAGCAAAAGCUGGGAACCAGUAUAGAGCUGACAAAGAAAAUCUUAUCAAAUAUACAGAAUGCGUUUGGCCACAACACGACAUCUUUAUUACAAGGAAUAAGUCAGUUUGCUAGAAUUAUCAAAACGAACUCCACUAAAGCUAACCCUAUAACAAAAACUGUCGCGAGAUUAAAUGAGCUGAAAAUUGACGCUUUUUUGUCACGAAAAAACCCUGAAUUAUCUGAUGUAUCUAAGCCAGACGAAAAAACAAAUGGUCAACAUAAUGAUCGCGCCCAGACGGAAAAAAUGAAAAAGGAAUCUGAACAUGACAUCGCAAAACUGAAAGAAGAGAAGAACAAGAUUUCAAAGGAUUUGCAAAAAAUUAAUGAUGAUAAUGAAGCAAAUAAAAAGAUAAUCGAGGAAUGUAAAGAAAUUAUGACUAAGUUACGGGAGGAAAAUGAUCAAUUACUAAAAGACAAAGAAGACAUGAAAAACAAAAUUACCAAACUGGAACGAGACAGUGUUCAAAUAGCGCCAGUUCAGCUCUUCUGUCAGAAGAGGAAUGACCAGGUUGGGUUUGUCAUACAGGAAAUCGUGGCACAACUUAACGCAAAAGGAAAGUUUGGCGCUAAAAAGCUGGCCUUCAUAACAUGCGAGAACUCGACUGAUAUUCUGCCGGCCUUGCCGCUUCUAGUCCUUUGCAUCAAUGCAUCUAGAAUAGGAACAGACGCAGCUAAAUCUAUAGAGGGAAUUACAAAGCCACAAAACAGCGCAUUGAUUGUUCUUCACUACAAAGAUGAGCACGCACUUCCUGAGCAGAGUAGUGACCGGGUGCUGGGCGAACCGGAGUUCAAAUCCUUGGCCGGCAUCUUUGACAUCGGUUUUCAGUCUGGUAAAGGGAUAUACAAUUGUGAUAGAAACACGAAUGCAGUCACAGGCCUGGUGCAAUUUAUACAACAGAUUUUGGAAGAAAAUCCACUGAAAGUUCAUGUUCAAUAAUAACGUUUCCUAAAAAUGUUGAAGAGAGUUCUUAGUUUUAUUAAUAAUGUUCAAAUUGACAACAGAUACUUAAUAAAUUCUGUUUAACUUAUCAACAAGGAAACAAUAAGACAGUUGCGACAAUCGUAUUCCUUCAUUACAUUAUCUUAUCAGAUACAUGAGUAUGCUAUUGUUAGAUAUAAACUAUAAACAUGUCAUCGGAUAAAGGGAGACAACCAUAUUUGAAUUGGACUAUAUGUUUAUUAAAUGCAUUUUCGUUUUCUUUAAAAAUAUAUGCGCAGUUUGAUAUGUAAAUGCUUAAACAUUAAAAUAUAUCACAAUACAUUUGAUAAAUCGUAGCAUUUUAAUUACAGGUCUACCGUUAAAAGAUUUUUUCUGUGGCUACACUAUUAAUAAUGUUAAGCAAAUAAAGAUGAAAAUAAGAUAAUGUAAAGCUUUUAUACAUACCUUAUAUAAAAACAAAACUUUAAAUACCCAAUUAUAUGAUAUUAAUUUUUAGUGACACUAGCUAGAAAAGGUGUGUGGCGACUGUCAACUAUAGAAUAGUUAUUUGAUAUAAAGUGAGGAAAACAUAUGUAAAUAAAUUAUUUCAAACAUCAAUAA
Ruditapes philippinarum (Manila clam) is the source of this 2112-nucleotide messenger RNA. RefSeq lists its product as uncharacterized. The transcript is spliced from 7 exons. Lineage: Eukaryota; Metazoa; Mollusca; Bivalvia; Venerida; Veneridae. The coding region runs from base 343 to 1509 and encodes 388 amino acids. The record is from RefSeq and is a predicted model, not a curated record.